AUGGCACCAACUACAAAGCCUUCUUCGGCCCCAUACGACCCCUCCUUUACCGAUAAAGUUCUGAUUCUCGUCUUCAAAGGCGUUAACUGGCUUAUCCCAUGGCAUAAACUCCCUACAUAUAUAGGCGUCGCCAAUCUCGAUGCCUAUCGCAAAGAACUCCGUCACAAGAACCUCCAUGACGUCUACCCCGGGCCAGAUUACCAAGGGAAGUCCGGUUGCCCGCACAUGGAAACCACCGAGUACCUUUCGACGCGUAACUCGGAUGGCUUGUACAACGCGCUCGACCGACCGAAGAUGGGAUGCCUAGGAAUGCGGUUUGGAAGAAAUGUUCCAAGAGAGUUCACCAAGAAGCCGACGGUUGAAGAAAUGUUAACGCCGAACCCUAGGCUGGUGAGCAGAUCAUUGUUAGCCAGGGAUACGUUUAAGCCAGCAACGAUUUUGAACUUGCUAGCUGCGGCGUGGAUCCAGUUUCAAGUACACGAUUGGUUCAUGCACAAUAAUAGUGAAAGUGAAAAUUACAAUGUCCCUCUCCCCCAGGGUGACAAUUGGUCUAGCUCAUCAAUGAAGAUAGAAGCAACUCUCGCAGAUACACCACUCGAUAAGAAAGAUCAGGAAGCUCCCGCUUAUGCGAACAAGAAUACGCACUGGUGGGACGGUUCUCAAAUAUACGGCAAUACUGAAGCAAAGACGAAAGAACUCCGUGGCAACGCUAAGAACGGAAAGCUCUUAGUCGACGUCGAAAACAUGGAGACGUUUCUCCCACGGGACGAAAACGGCAUUCCCGUAACUGGAUUCCUCGCAAACUGGUGGAUCGGUCUUGAAAUGAUGCAUACCCUUUUCGUACUUGAGCAUAACGCUAUAUGUGAUGAGCUGACCCUACACAAUCCUGACUGGACUUCAGAACAGCUAUUCGACACCGCUCGGCUUGUCAACUGUGCAUUGAUGGCAAAGAUACACACCGUAGAAUGGACGCCCGCUAUCUUAGCCCACCCAACUCUCGACGUCGCCAUGCACGCUCAAUGGUGGGGAAUCCUCGGGGAGAAGCUUUACAAAAUGCUCGGGCGUGUCUCGAGCGGCGAGGAACUCAGCGGGAUCCCUGGAUCUGGCGCCGAGCAGCAUGGCGCACCCUACUCCCUGACUGAAGAAUUUGUCUCUGUGUACCGCCUCCACUCGCUCAUUCCAGACGACAUCGCAUUCUUCACCGCGGAAACCGGCGCCCAUAAGAAGACGUACUCAAUCGCCGAUGUUGCCUUCGAAAACGCGCGAAAGCCGAUGCAAGACUCGAAGCUGAAAUUCGAAGACCUGUUCUACUCCUUCGGAAUCAACUAUCCCGGGGCUGUGACUCUGAACAAUACGCCCCACUUUCUACGCGACCUACAUACACCCGAAGGCCGUCAUAUCGAUCUUGCAACUGUUGAUAUCUUACGAGAUCGUGAACGAGGUGUUCCGCGGUACAAUCAAUUCCGCCGGCUCUUCCAUCUCAAACCCGCAACGUCGUUCCUCAACUUGGCCGGCGGGAACAAAACCGUUGCGGAGAAACUAGGCAAGAUCUACGACGACGACAUCGAGAAAGUCGAUCUGCUAGUCGGUUGUCUUAGUGAGCCGCUGCCAAAGGGCUUCGGCUUCAGCGACACAGCGUUCCGGGUUUUCAUUCUCAUGGCGAGCCGGAGGUUGAAGAGUGAUCGGUUCAUCGCAACAGAGUGGAAUGAGGAUGUGUAUAGUAAGGUGGGUAUGAAAUGGGUGCAGGAUGGUGGGUUUAAAGAUAUUCUGGAGAGGCAUUUUCCGGUGUUGAAGGCGCCGUUAAAGGGGGUGAAGAAUCCGUUUGCGCCUUGGGAUAAGGUUGGCAGCUCGGCGGAGUAUAAGGGGAAGGAGACGAAUGCUUGA
Lindgomyces ingoldianus is the source of this 1884-nucleotide messenger RNA. Its product is annotated as heme peroxidase. Gene Ontology annotation, biological process: response to oxidative stress. The record is from RefSeq and is a predicted model, not a curated record. The transcript is spliced from 3 exons. Gene Ontology annotation, molecular function: heme binding; peroxidase activity; oxidoreductase activity, acting on single donors with incorporation of molecular oxygen, incorporation of two atoms of oxygen. The coding region runs from base 1 to 1884 and encodes 627 amino acids. NCBI's taxonomy places the organism in Eukaryota, Fungi, Ascomycota, Dothideomycetes, Pleosporales, Lindgomycetaceae.